AUGUCGAUGGGAAGCAGAAUAUUAUCUUCGCUCUUACUUCUAUCAAAGGUAUUGGCAGGCGAUUCCUCGACAACCCCACAACCAUCGCGCCAUCCUGCGAAUCGCCUUCACCCUCGGCCCUCAUUAAGCCCCCAAUCCACUCUUUUCUCCCCCUUCAUCUGCGCCUCCAUCACAGGCCCCUUUGUACUCCCUUCACCGUGUAGCCAAUCGCGCCACAACGAACCCUUCCUCAGCGGAGCCAUCGCAGGCCAUACUCUCCUCUUGAAGCCCUAG
Molecule: messenger RNA, 273 nt
Organism: Sphenostylis stenocarpa
Lineage: Eukaryota; Viridiplantae; Streptophyta; Magnoliopsida; Fabales; Fabaceae
Source: the annotation of a GenBank genome assembly